GUCACUGUUGUCACCGUUGUCACCGUUGUCACGGUUGUCACCGUUGUCAUCGUAGUCACUGUUGUCAUCGUUGUCACUGUUGUCACCGUUGUCACCGUUGUCACUGUUAUCACUGUUGUCACCGUUCUCAUCGUUGUCACUGUUGUCAUCGUUGUCACUGUUGUCACCGUUGUCACCGUUGUCACUUUUGUCACCGUUGUCACUGUUGUCACCGUUGUCAUCGUUGUCACUGUUGUCAUCUUUGUCACUGUUGUCACCUUUCUCAUCGUUGUCACUGUUGUCAUCGUUGUCACUGUUGUCACUGUUGGCACCGUUGUCAUCGUUGUCACUGUUGUCAUCGUUGUCACUGUUGUCAUGGUUGUCACUGUUGUCAUCAUUGUCACUGUUGUCACCGUUGUCACUGUUUUCACCGUUGUCACCGUUGUCAUCGUUGUGACCGUGGUCAUCGUUUUCACUGUUGUCACCGUUGUCACUUUUGUCACCGUUGUCAUCGUUGUCACUUUUGUCAUCGUUGUCACUGUUGUCACCGUUGUCACUGUUGUCACCGUUAUCAUCGUAGUCACUGUUGUCACCGUUGUCACUGUUGUAAUCGUUGUCACUGUUGUGACCGUUGUCAUCGUUGUCACAGUUGUCACUGUUGUCAGCGUUGUCAUCGUUGUCACUGUUGUCAUCGUUGUCACUGUUGUCACCGUUGUCACUGUUGUCACUAUUGUCACCGUUGUCACUGUUGUCAUCGUUGUCACUGUUGUCACCGUUGUCAUCGUUGUUGACCACUGUUGUCACCGUUGUCACUGUUGUCACUGUUGUCACCGCUGUCAUUGUUGUCACUGUUGUCACCGUUGUCAUCGUUGUCACUGUUGUCAUCGUUGUCACUGUUGUCACCGUUGUCACUGUUGUCACUGUUGUCACCGUUGUCACUGUUGUCACCGUUGUCACUGUUGUCACUGUUGUCAUCAUUGUCACUGUUGUCACCGUUGUCACUGUUGUCACCUUUGUCACCGUUGUCAUUUUUGUCACCGUUGUCAUCGUUGUCACUGUUGUCAUAGUUGUCACUGUUGUCACCGUUGUCACCGUUGUCAUCGUUGUCACUGUUGUCAUCGUUGUCACCGUUGUCACCGUUGUCAUCGUUGUCACUGUUGUCAUCAUUGUCACUGUUGUCACCGUUUCCAGUGUUGUCACCGUUGUCAUCGUUGUCACUGUUGUCAUCAUUGUCACUGUUGUCACCGUUGUCACCGUUGUCACGGUUGUCACCGUUGUCACUGUUGUCACCGUUGUCAUCGUUGUCACUGUUGUCAUUUUUGUCACUGUUGUCACCUUUGUCAUCGUUGUCACUGUUGUCAUCGUUGUCACUGUUGUCAUCAUUGUCACCGUUGUCAUCGUUGUCACUGUUGUCAUCAUUAUCACUGUUGUCACCGUUUCCAGUGUUGUCACCGUUGUCAUCGUUGUCACUGUUGUCAUCAUUGUCACUGUUGUCACCGUUGUCAUCGUUGUCACUGUUGUCAUUUUUGUCACUGUUGUCACCUUUGUCAUCGUUGUCACUGUUGUCAUCGUUGUCACUGUUGUCACUGUUGUCAUCGUUGUCACUGUUGUCACCGUUGUCAUCGUUGUCACUGUUGUCAUCGUUUUCAGUGUUGUCACCGUUGUCAUCGUUGUCACUGUUGUCAUCAUUGUCACUGUUGUCACCGUUGUCACCGUUGUCACGGUUGUCACCGUUGUCAUCGUAGUCACUGUUGUCAUCGUUGUCACUGUUGUCACCGUUGUCACCGUUGUCACUGUUGUCACUGUUGUCACCGUUGUCAUCGUUGUCACUGUUGUCAUCGUUGUCACCGUUGUCACUGUUGUCACUUUUGUCACCGUUGUCACUGUUGUCACCGUUGUCAUCGUUGUCACUGUUGUCAUCUUUGUCACUGUUGUCACCUUUGUCAUCGUUGUCACUGUUGUCACCGUUGUCAUCGUUGUCACUGUUGUCAUCGUUGUCACUGUUGUCAUCGUUGUCACUGUUGUCAUAGUUGUCACUGUUGUCACCGUUAUCACUGUUUUUACCGUUGUCAUCGUUGUCACCGUUGUCAUCGUUCUCACUGUUGUCAUCAUUGUCACUGUUGUCACCGUUUCCAGUGUUGUCACCGUUGUCAUCGUUGUCACUGUUGUCAUCUUUGUCACUGUUGUCACCGUUGUCACCGUUGUCACGGUUGUCACCGUUGUCAUCGUUGUCACUGUUGUCAUCGUUGUCACCGUUGUCACCGUUGUCACCGUUGUCACUGUUAUCACUGUUGUCACCGUUGUCAUCGUUGUCACUGUUGUCAUC
This is a messenger RNA of Porites lobata, 2305 nucleotides long. The record is from the annotation of a GenBank genome assembly. NCBI's taxonomy places the organism in Eukaryota, Metazoa, Cnidaria, Anthozoa, Scleractinia, Poritidae.